Hibiscus syriacus is the source of this 1591-nucleotide messenger RNA. Its product is annotated as probable 3-hydroxyisobutyryl-CoA hydrolase 3. The coding region runs from base 771 to 1226 and encodes 151 amino acids. Gene Ontology annotation, biological process: L-valine catabolic process. The transcript has 10 exons. The record is from RefSeq and is a predicted model, not a curated record. Gene Ontology annotation, molecular function: 3-hydroxyisobutyryl-CoA hydrolase activity. NCBI's taxonomy places the organism in Eukaryota, Viridiplantae, Streptophyta, Magnoliopsida, Malvales, Malvaceae.
GGAGAAUGAGGAUUCCAUUCCCCCGGUAAUGUUGUAUGCCGUGAACCAAACGGCCCCUUAAAGUUAAGGAUUACAACUACUAAGGAAUAUCUAUAGAAUACUAUCUUAAUUACUCAUAAUAUUUCUAAUUUAGGAAUUUAUUUUCUGACAAACAUGAAAUCGUAAGACAUUUGAGUCCGAUGAAAUUUUUUGGUGUUGCAUUACAAGUGUGCCUGGCAUCUGCUCUUAUCUCAUACCAAGUCACUCAACCAGAUUGUUUGACAGCACAUUUUGGGUUUGACAAUUUUACUUGCAUAUUCUUAGAAUGUCCAAUGGAAAGGGUAUAUGUAUUUUUGGUUAACUAUUGCAGCACAUCAGCUUGAAAAUCAUGACUAUGUUUAAUUUCUAAUCUCUGUCAGCAUUCCUUUUGGAAGUAUAAUUGGGCUUUACAUAUUAGCAUUAUUAAUCAUAUAUGGUUCUAGGUGAAGGCCAGUUAGGAAUUUACUUCUCAUCAUUGCCACUUAAUUGGCAGAGUAAAUAAACUUUAGAGAGGCAGUGUCUGCUCAGUUUUGACCAUCGAUAUUCCGUAAUGGCUGUGCUGAAAGACUUAGUUAAUUUUUGAGUUAAGUAAGCUUUUUAUAUUGAUUUUUGGAAGAAUUUCUAGGUACAAAAUUCAUCGUAUUUGACUCAACCCUUUGGGGAAAGGAAGAGCAUUUUGUGCUGGUGGAGAAGUUGCAGCUGUGGUACAUGAUAUUAGAGCAGGUGGAUGGGGAACAGGUGCCAACUUUUUUAUGAAAGAAUACGCUGUAAACUAUUUGAUGGCAACCUAUAGCAAACCGCAGGUUUCAAUUCAUAAUGGAAUCGUUAUGGGAGGUGGGAAUGGUGCUUCAAUACAUGGUAGAUUCCGUGUUGCUACUGAGGACUCGGUUUUUGCAAUCCCUGAAGCAGAUUUAGGACUCUUCCCAGAUGUAGGAGCCUUCUAUUUCUUGUCAAGACUCCCAGGAUUUUUCGGAGAGUAUCUCUCUCUUACUGGUGCCAGAUUGGAUGGUGCAGAACUGCUUGAAUGUAGCUUAGCAACUAUUUUUGUACCUUCAGUAAAAUUGCCCAUGUUAGAAGCUGCAUUAUGUUCUGUAGACUCCGGUGACCCAGCAACCAUUUCAUCAAUUAUUGGUCAAUAUUCCGAGCAACCCUCUUUAAAAGAGCAGAGUGUGUACAAUCGUUCCCAGCAAUUUGUAUGUGCCACCUAAACUGAAAACCUGUGAACAUGCUUACAAAGGAGAGGGAGGCUGUUGAUCAAAGGGACUGUUGGAUCUCUGCUACAAUUCAGCAAAGACUUUUUCGAGGGUUGCGGGGCCAUACUGCUGGAUAAAGAUAAGAACCCAAAGGAGCCGUCGAAAUUGGAGCUCGUCACUGAUACUACAGUUGACGGAUAUUUCUCCAAGGUGAACAAUGGAGAUUGGGAAGAUCCCAAGCUUCCAGUUAGAACCAAAUUCACCUUGUCACCCUAUGUAAUUGCGAAGCUUUAGAUGAGCACUUAAAAUGAUCAUGUUUGAGUAUAGGGCAUAAACUUGUAAUGUCUGUUUUAUAUAUAUAUAUAUAUAUAUAAAGUCUC